AUGACCUCUCCAAAGGACAGACGCCGCUCCUCGCUUUCGGCAGCUUUUGACCAUUUUCGUAACAAGUGUCGCAAAACGAGAAUUGACAGUCUCCUCUCUCCACCCAAGCUGGACUCUGGGACCUCCAACGAUGAAGAAGAAAGCUCUUAUUCUUCCUCUGACUCUGAAGGUGUACCUUUGACCGCCAAGUCUGGAAAUAACAGCCAUGGAGAUGGAGUCACAGAACAGACCAAAGAUGAAGAUGACAACAAAACAGAAAGCACCUCCAGAGGCUGCGAUAGCAAGUUACCCGACUUUAACUUCGAAGAUUGCUCCUUUAGCACCGGUUUUGAACUUGGAGCAGAGGAUAGCGAUACAAGCCCUGACGAGGAUAAACGACUCCUUUCCGCUCUUGCAGACUUUAAUGCUGAAGAAGCUACUGAAGUUGAGGAUUUCUCUCGCUACUUUCCUCUUUCCCAUCGACAGCGCCAUGGUCAUGGGAAGAAAGCUGAGGAGAAACAGAUUAGUCCUACUGGCAGUAUGGAUACUAGAGCUGCAGAUGCGAGUUCGUUGACAAACUUGCUGCAUUCGGAUAAUUCGGGCUCGACGCUGGAUUUUGAGGUUGGAGUGCCUUUGCAGAGGACUGUUGCGAGAGCAAACUUGCAGCAAGAGUGGACAACGCAGAUUCAGACUGAGCCGCAGACACAAGAGCAGAGUCUUGCGCGGAGCACGUAUGCUUCUUUGGAUGAGGUCGUGAGGGAUACUGUGCUAAUGAAAGGAACCGAGGCAAAGAAAGAGGAAGAGCCAGAGGGCAGAGAAAGAGAAAGGGAAGUGUCAGUAGUGAGGACGGUCGAUGGAGUGAGAUUGGAUGCUAGACCAUUGAUCAGGCAUUCGGGGACUGCAGCUCCUCCGCACAGUUCGUUACAGUUGCACACAAUCACUUCCAAUUACGAGAACUCUCUGGAUUCCACUGAUCAGUGGACUUCCAUCUCAAGACCUGUCAGAGAAGUCCCAGGAGCUCGCAAUCAAUCUCGACCCCAACUUACUUCUUGGUUCUCGUCCUCAUCUGAGUCAAGCGUCGAAGGUAUACAUCUAGGCUUACCUUCGUACCGCCGUCGCAGUGCCAUAGAGCCACAUCUCUCUCCAGCCCCAGCAGUAGGAAGAAAACGCCAUCAAACGACCCUGGAAACAAGACGCUCUGUCUCCUCUCACAUCCCAGCAUCUCACCCAUCNAAACCCCUCAACCCCACUAGCGUACCCAGAACCAGUAAACCCGACAAACCCAAAGUCAAAAAAAUCGAAUACUCACACACGCCUCCCUCCUUAACCAACCCUCCAGCACCGAAAAACUACACAACACUCUCUUCCGCCUCUUCGAUCUCUGCCUUCCACUCCACCCUAAACGCAAAACUCAACACUGCAAUCUCCACCGGCGCCAUAAAAGCAAAUCAAGUCAGCGUCAAAGAACGCGUUCGCAGACUUUCUGGGGCAAGAAGUUUGCAGCAGGGGUGGGAAGCUGGUGGUAGGGCUGUGACUGAAGGUGCGAGAAGGAUGAGUGGGUGGGGAAGAGGGAUUGGGGAAGCUGUUGUUGCGUCUGGGGGUGUGGGUGUGGACUGGGCAGAAGCAAGCAGAGAUGGAGAUGGGAGUAUUGGGGCAAGGAGUGCUGGUGUUCAUUAUGGGGGUGGGUUUGUUUGA
Messenger RNA from Aureobasidium vineae, 1674 nucleotides. NCBI's taxonomy places the organism in Eukaryota, Fungi, Ascomycota, Dothideomycetes, Dothideales, Saccotheciaceae. The record is from the annotation of a GenBank genome assembly.